Penicillium longicatenatum is the source of this 1137-nucleotide messenger RNA. Its product is annotated as mitochondrial 37S ribosomal protein mS45. The record is from RefSeq and is a predicted model, not a curated record. Bases 1 to 1137 code for a protein of 378 amino acids. Gene Ontology annotation, cellular component: mitochondrial small ribosomal subunit. The transcript is spliced from 2 exons. Gene Ontology annotation, biological process: mitochondrial translation. NCBI's taxonomy places the organism in Eukaryota, Fungi, Ascomycota, Eurotiomycetes, Eurotiales, Aspergillaceae. Gene Ontology annotation, molecular function: structural constituent of ribosome.
AUGGCGCCUCGGAUACAGACCCGCGUGUCCAACGCACUUCUCCCCUAUCUCACUUCCUCAUCCUCAUCCUCCUCACUUCCCUCAUGCUCUUCAUCACAAUCCCUUUCCCGCCAAUUCUCGGCUACGGCCGCCCCCCAGACCAAGCUUCGUCGACAAAUGUUUGAGUGGCUUAACACCCAGGGAGCUGCCUACAAACACCAUAUUCCUGGCGAAACCAAUUAUUUGAAGGAUGCACGGGAUAUGGAUCUCACUGAUACAACACGGCCGUUCCCGAACAACCGGAAUUUCAUUAGCGAGAGUGUCCUCAGUGAGGACCUGCGCAACGAGGUCUAUGUACGGGUUGUCGAGAAGAAGAAGAGUCUGCGCGCCGUCAGUGUCGAGCUUGGUAUCGAUAUGAAGCGGAUCGCAGCGGUGGUGCGUUUGGUGGAGCUGGAGCGAAGACAAAAGUCACAGGGUAAGCCUAUGGCGUUGCCAUAUGCUCGUGCAGUCCAUGAAAUGAUUCCGGUCACUCCGCUUUCUCAGCAGGGCGAGCGCCAGACCUACCACGAGCCUAUUAACGACCUCCCCGUCCACCCUUCCACUGGCUCACAAAUCUUUUACCCCGUCCCUGAAUCGCGCUCGUUUACCCGAGUUGAUGCCGGUCGAGUAUUCUCCGGAGCCCCGGCUAUGGAGAAUGAACAAAAGGAAAAGAUUUCUCAUCCCUCCGACCUUGCCGAGGAGGUGAUGCAAAAACCUGGCUCGAUCGAGUGGGUCGGCAAGGGCGCCAACGCCCGCCAGGUCCUCCAGCCUGCGGACGUGCGCAUCCCGCACCCGCAACUGGUUCAGCUGGAGCGUGAUCGCAUGGCUUAUCCUGACGAGCGCCGUUUGGUCACCGAACGUCACAGCCAGCGCCUCAAGCGCCAGGAGGAGGCUGAGAAGAAGCGUCGGGAGCGUGCUCAGGAACGUCGCGAGAAGAGCGUGAGCCAUGUUGAGCCCGUCGGUGGGCGCUUUGAUUACCGCAUCCAGGAUGCCGUCUUUACCAAGGAGACCGUCGGCGUUGAUGGCCGGGCUCCCUGGGCUCCUGGUCGUCGCUACGGUGUGCCUACGAAUGAUCGCACUCGUGGUACGGUCAAGAUUCCUACUCGUGUGGAAGCUUAA